Mucor mucedo is the source of this 1200-nucleotide messenger RNA. RefSeq lists its product as uncharacterized. Lineage: Eukaryota; Fungi; Mucoromycota; Mucoromycetes; Mucorales; Mucoraceae. The transcript has 6 exons. Bases 1 to 1200 code for a protein of 399 amino acids. The record is from RefSeq and is a predicted model, not a curated record.
AUGAUCGAAGGAAAGCCAGUCAAUAAAUACUCGGUCUAUAAUUUCAACGGCUACUCGGAUGGAAUCAUCAAGCAGUUACCCGAAAGAUUCCAGAUAGCAUUUCCUGCUGCUUUGACUCACCGAUCUGGUCUAUCCAAGACUUUUCUUAAUUUAUUGCGUCCUUUGGUUCAAAAUUCCGUUGGGCCGGGUAGAAUUUCCAAGAUUUUACGAGAGCUUCAUAUGUUUCAAUACGAUACAGUGAAGUACAUGUAUCUGAGCGCUGCCGUUGAAAAUAAAAAGAAUAAAUCAGGUCAGCUUACUCUCUCCAAUAUGUGGGGUAGAAACAACCAAAUACAACCAGUCAUUGAUGCACAAAUAACAGAGCUUGGUGGAAGAAUUCUUUCUGGCGAUCACAGUUUUAAGUUAUCUAAAAAAAUUAUGAAAAUCCCUGGAGGCCAAGCUGCAUUUCCAGCCUUAUAUACUGUGUGUAAUGAAUAUGGCGAUAUUCGAAUGAUGAUACUGGAUCCAACACAAUUAUUGGAACAUUUAAAAGACUCGUUUAAAAAGUUGAUCGUGUCCUAUGAGAUUAAUAAUAGAGUUGUUCCAAUUGUUGAUGGUGGCGAGGAUGAUACUUUUGUUAUCGAAUCUGACGAAUUAUUGCCACUUUUACUGCUACCAGCAAAUAUUUCGGCACAUGAUAUGCAAUUACCAGCCAGUGGAAUACUAACCGAUAACGAUCGCGUCUAUGUUGGAUUUGACAUUGAAUGGAGAGUGUUUGAUAGCAAUCGAAGACGGCAAAUUCCCGAAAGCGAAAAUGUCAUAAAACUCGGAAGAUCGGUUAAAAGUGACUUGGGCCAUUUGGAUGGUGAUUUCCACAUCAAUUGUCGAGGUGAUCAAGACGUUUUGGAUUUGUGCGUAGAAAAAGGAGCUGUAUGCCAUUCUAUUCAAUUGAGUCCUGAACAGAUCAAUUACGCUGCUUUGGAUGGUUGGAUUUCUUUGGAUCUGCGUAAUCGAUUAAAUUUGCUUCCAACCGUUAACAAGUCAAUUGAUGGAAACUCGUUGUCGGACGUGAAUGUCGCAAUAUAUUUCAGCUCUGCAUGUAGAGGAAAUCCUGUUGAGUUUGGAAUAGCGUUAUUUGAAAGCUCUGCCAUUGAUGAUCAUCAACAAUUGACAAGCUCGCAUGCUGAAAAUUGCACUGAAGACCAUUCUGGGGAUUUUUAG